Striga asiatica is the source of this 781-nucleotide messenger RNA. Lineage: Eukaryota; Viridiplantae; Streptophyta; Magnoliopsida; Lamiales; Orobanchaceae. The record is from the annotation of a GenBank genome assembly.
CACGAUAAGAAACCAACGGUGCCGAUGAAACCUAAAAUAAAAAUCCCCAAAUUCCUCUUUCUUUCGAAUCUCUCAAUCUCAGUCGUCGUCUCGUCUCCUCCACAAUUUCUCCACCCUCCGAUCAACUGCUCGCGCCAAAAAAUACAAAUAAAUCUCCACAGGGUUUUGUCCCGAAUCUCGAUGGCGGAAGGUCAGGGAGCGCCGGGGAGCCCCGCAGGCGGCAGCAACGAGAGCGGCGGCGACCAGAGCCCGCGAUCCGGCGUCCGCGAGCAGGACAGGUUCCUGCCGAUCGCGAAUAUCAGCCGGAUCAUGAAGAAGGGGGUCCCGGCCAACGGGAAGAUCGCCAAGGAUGCCAAGGAGACCGUUCAGGAAUGCGUGUCGGAGUUCAUUAGCUUCAUCACUAGCGAGGCAAGUGAUAAGUGCCAGAGAGAGAAGAGAAAGACUAUCAAUGGUGAUGAUUUGCUAUGGGCAAUGGCGACACUAGGUUUCGAGGACUACAUUGAUCCGCUCAAGGCGUACCUCACUAGGUACAGAGAGGGUGACACUAAGGGAUCUGCUAAGGCUGCAGAUGGAUCUUCCAAGAAGGAUUGUCCUAAUCCUAGCUCACAGCCACAAGCUCAACAUAUGAUGGUCCCAAUGCCAGGCAUGGACUAGAGGUAUCUCCAUUUCAUCUUUGUUGAGAGGGGGAAAAGUUUAAGAUGUAACAUUAUGUUGUUAACUUAUUUUGAAACCCUUUUGAGCAGAUUUUUUGUUUUUGUUUUUUUUGUUUUUUUGUAUAUUU